UUUAAGUUGAGUCCAUGAAUUCACGUUUAAUCCUGCUGGGUGUUCCCCACUCUUGUUUUAACCCCUGUGCACAUGCACAUAUUCUUAGCUAAGGAAUGUUCUUCGUCUGUGGUGCAGAUCCAGGAACGAUAGCAUUAGCAUGGUGGCUAAAAAUGUUUUCGUAUGGGAAAUGCUAACAGAGAACUGUCUUAGUUAUGACUGUCUUUGGCUGGUCUAUUGUCGAACAUCCACAGAUAGACUAUCCUAAAGUGUUACUAAUGAAGGCUUGUAGCUGUUAGCAACAAACAUUGAGCCAUUGUCUUACGUCAGAUAGCUUGACGAUUUCACCUGCUCUGUCAUACUGUAUUAACUUAAUUUGAUCAAAGAUCAAGAGCUGUUGUUCAGGAUUACUAAUAUUAUAAAUAUGGCAGGAUGUAAUAGGCCUGUUGUUGGUAUUGUGUUGUUGUUCAGGAUUACUAAUAUUAUAAAUAUGGCAGGAUGUAAUAGGACUGUUAUUGUGUAUCUACAGCAUAAUCAUUUUCUGUCUUUACUUAGAACGUUAAACUCCUGUUUAACCUCAUAAUAACAAGGAAGAACACUGUCACCGAUUCUACUUUUCUAGUGGAGACACAGCCCUGACAAAUAAAGGGGAAAUCACCUGUAGCGAACAGGGGCCCUCUGUGGGAAAUAUGACACAGGAGUGACAGGAAAUACAGGUAAAUAAGAAACAAAAAUACAUUCCCAUGCCAGAUUCGAGGGAAAUUCAGCAGAUCUUAUGCGACCAGUUUAAAGGUUUACUAGAUCACAUGAAGAGUAGGUAUCCACAGGAGAAAUCUGAACCUGAAGUGAUAGAGUUGAUGAGGGAGGAAUUUGGUAAGAACCCGGAGGGUUUUACUGAAGUGUACAGGUUAAUAGAGCUGGCAGAAGUGACCACCUCAGUCUGUAAAGUCCAACACGAAUUGAUCGAAGGAACAGGUUUCCUGCUGUUCGAUAACCUCAUCCUGACAAAUGGUCAUUUGUUCAAGGAUAAAGGUGUACUUCUAGGAAAGACACUGUCGGUUCCCACAACUGUCACGUUUAAUUUUGACAACCCACUUGGAUCAGGUCAGUGGAAGGUAAAUGUUAAACCAGAAGUGGUUGCCCUCCAAUAUGGAGUUGAUAGGUGGGGGCGUCAGGUUGACUAUGCCAUACUGGAGUUGAGUACCCCAUUAAAAGGCAAGAAGUUUCCUCCAGGUCUCCUUCAGAAGUAUGGCCCAGUCCCUCAGACAGGUGGGAUCUACAUCGUUGGCCAUCCAGAAGGAGGGAUUAAAAAGAUUGAUUCCACGACCAUAAUAGAGGUGGAACAAAGAACUGCAGCUGAGACCAAACAUUUACGAGAGAACCAGAGCUCCAUCAUGUUAAUGCAAGAAAGCAUUGGGGAUAAUGAGUUGGACAAAAAGUUUUAUGAGCAGAUAAUACAGGGGAAACCGGAUGUGCUGACCUAUAACACCUUCUGCCUUAAUGGAGCCUCUGGGUCUCCGGUUAUAAAUCCCAGUCAUUGUCAAGUAAUUAAUGGCAUCCCAGUAUAUGGCUGCCAGGUGAUUGCCAUGCACACUGGUGGCUUUUUGUACACAUGUAAGGAAACUCAAGAAACUCAGAGUGUGAUUGAAUAUGCAAUCCCUCUCAGGACCAUUCUAGAAAACGUAUUGUUCUACUUGGUGGAGACAAACAAUCUUCAAAUGUUCUCAAGAUUCACCAAUGUUGCCAUGAAAAACCCACAUCUGUUUGAGCUCAUUGACAUUCUUAUAACAUUGAUCACUGAGAUGGUGGCCACAAGUCCACCUGAACACACGGCUAUCCUUCACAGAAUAUGUGACACAAUAUCACAAAGUGGUAAAAUAUAUGAGAUGCAGAAAUUCUGGCUGAUCCUGCUGCAGAUGUCACCUGUGAGUUGAGAAGCAGCUUUAGGCCAACUAGGCCCCCCCCCCCCCCCCCCCAAAAAAGAUUUUAUUGUCACACACACCAGAUAUGUGCAGUGAAAUGGAUUCUUUUACAGGGUCAGCCAUAGUAGUACGGCGCCCCUGGAGCAAAUUAGGGUUAAGUGCCUUGCUCAAGGGCACAGAGACAGAUUUGUCACCUUGUCAGCUCUGGUGUUUGAACCAGUGACCUUUCAGUUGCUAGCGCAACACUCUAACCUCUAGGCUACCCGCUGCCCAUCUAGGCUAACCGCCUUCCCCUUCACUUAUUUUCAACUGUAGACAUCAGCUAUAGAGGGAUAUGGUGAUGUGCCCAUUUUAUUGGAACAGAUAUAGCCCUUGGUUCACUCCAGACCUGUCUGCCCUUGACCAGCACAAAAACAUCCUGUAGCGUUCUGCAUUAGCAUCUAAUAGCCCCCGCGAUAUGCAACUUUUCAGGGAAGUUAGGAACCAAUAUAAACAGGCAGUUAGGAAAGCUAAGGUUAGCUUUUUCAAACAGAAAUUUGCUUCCUGCAACACAAACUCAAAAAAGUUCUGGGACACUGUAAAGUCCAUGGAGAAUAAGAACACCUGCUUUGAGAGACUAGUCAAGGACCAUAUCACCUCCACCCUACCUGACACCCUAGACCCACUCCAAUUUGCUUACCGUCCCUGGGUCUCGACCCCGCCCUGUGCAACUGGGUACUGGACUUCCUGACGGGCCGCCCCCAGGUGGUGAGGGUAGGUAACAACAUCUCCACCCCGAUGAUCCUCAACACUGGGGCCCCACAAGGGUGCGUUCUGAGCCCUCUCCUGUACUCCCUGUUCACCCACGACUGCGUGGCCAUGCACGCCUCCAACUCAAUCAUCAAGUUUGCGGACGACACUACAGUGGUAGGCUUGAUUACCAACAACGACGAGACGGCCUACAGGGAGGAGGUGAGGGCCCUCGGAGUGUGGUGUCAGGAAAAUAACCUCACACUCAACGUCAACAAAACAAAGGAGAUGAUUGUGGACUUCAGGAAACAGCAGAGGGAGCACCCUCCUCGGUGUACACAUCACGGAAAAACUGAAAUGGUCCACCCACACAGACAGCGUUGUGAAGAAGGCGCAGCAGCUUAACUGCACAUUGGCUUACAAUAUUCCUAGGCCAUCAUUGCAAAUAAGAAUUUGUUCUUAACUGUCUUGCCUAGUUAAAAAACAAAUAAAGAAAUAAUUUAAAAACAUGAAGUAGUUGUGUGUGAGUACUAUUUGAGCCAAUGUCCUAAUGCAUGGACCGGAAGGGUUUUCAACCAAGAUCUCAGCGAUCACUGCCUGCAUCCUGUAGUACACUCAAAAAAGUUCUGGGACACUGUAAAAUCCAUGGAGAAUAAGAGCACCUCCUCCCAGCUGCUCACUGCAUUGAGGCUAGGAAACACUGUCACUAUUGAUGAAUCCACAAUAAUUGAGAAUUUCAAUAAGCAUUUUUCUACGGCUGGCCAUGCUUUCCACCUGGCUACCCCUACCCCGGUCAACAGCCCUGCGCUCCCCACAGCAACUCGCCUAAACCUCCCCCACUUCUCCUUCACCCAAAUCCAGAUAGCUGAUGUUCUGAAAGAGCUGCAAAAUCUGGACCCCUACAAAUCAGCCUGGCUAGACAAUCUGGACCCUCUCUUUCUAAAAUCAUCCGCCGAAAUUGUAGCAACCCCUAUUACUAGCCUGUUCAACCUCUCUUUCGUAUCGUCUGAGAUUCCCAUAGAUUGUAAAGCUGCCGCGGUCAUCCCCCUCUUCAAAGGGGAAGACACUCUAGACCCAAACUGCUACAGACCUAUAUCUAUCCUGCCCUUCUAAGGUCUUUGAAAGCCAAGUUAACAAACAGAUCACCGACCAUUUAGAAUCCCACCGUACCUUCUCCGCUAUGCAAUCUGGUUUCAGAGCUGGUCAUGGGUGCACUUCAGCCACGCUCAAGGUCCUAAACGAUAUCUUAACCGCCAUCAAUAAGAGACAUUACUGUGCAGCCGUAUUCAUCGACCUGGCUAAGGCUUUCGACUCUGUCAAUCACAACAUUCUUAUUGGCAGACUCAACAGCCUUGGUUUCUCAAAUGAUUGCCUCUCUUGGUUCACCAACGACUUCUCCGAUAGAGUUCAGUAUGUAAAAUCGGAGGGCGUGUUGUCCGGACCUCUGGCAGUCUCUAUGGGGGUGCCACAGGGUUUAAUUCUCGGGCCGACUAUCUUCUCUGUAUACAUCAAUGAUGUCGCUCUCGCUGCUGGUGAUUAUUUGAUCCACCUCUACGCAGAUGACACCAUUCUGUAUACCUCUGGCCCUUUGUUGGACACUGUAUUAACUAACCUCCAGAUGAGCUUCAACGCCAUACAACUCUCCUUCCGUGGCCUCCAACUGCUCUUAACUUCUUUGGGAUAGGGGGCAGCUUUUUCACUUUUGGAUGAAACGCAUGCCCAGAGUAAACUGCCUCCUCCUCAGUCCCAGAUGCUAAUAUAUGCAUAUUAUUAUUAGUAUUGGAUAGAAAACACUCUGAAGUUUCUAAAACUGUUUGAAUGAUGUCUGUGAGUAUAACAGAACUCAUAUGGCAGGCAAAAACCUGAGAUAAAAUCCAAACAGGAAGUGGGAAAUCUGAGGUUUGUAGUUUUUGAACUCAGCCCUAUCGAAUACACAGUGGGAUAUGGGUCAAGUUGCACUUCCUAAGGCUUCCUAAGGCUUCCACUAGAUGUCAACCGUCUUUAGAACGUUGUUUCAGGCUUCUACUGUGAAGUGGGGCCGGAUGAGAGCUCUUUGAGUCAGUGGUCUGGUAGAGAGCCACGCACACCAAUUCUCUGGUUGGAACAUUAUUGAACAUUUAUGAUAAAAACAUCCUAAAGAUUGAUUCUAUACUUAGUUUGACAAGUUUCUUCGACCUGUAAUAUAACUUUUUGAACAUUUCGUCCGACUGGACCUGAACGCGCGUUUGAAUUUGUUUACCUAACAACCUAACAAAAGAAGCUAUUUGGACAUAAAUGAUGGACAUUAUCGAACAAAACAAACAUUUAUUGUGGAACUGCGAUUCCUGGGAGUGCAUUCUGAUGAAGAUCAUCAAAGGUAAGUUAUAAUGCUAUUUUUGACUAAUGUUGAUUGUGCAACAUGGCGGAUAUUUCUUUUGGCUGGUUUGGGCUCUGAGCGCCAUACUCAGAUUAUGCUUUUCCGUAAAGUUUUUUUGAAAUCUGACACAGCGUUUGCAUUAAGGAGAAGUGUAUCUAAAGUUCCAUGCAUAACACUUGAAUUUUCAUCAACAUUUGUAAUGAGUAUUUCUGUGAAUUCAUGUGGCUCUCUGCACAAUCACUGCAUGUUUUAGAACUACUGAACAUAACGCGCCAAUGUAAACUCAGAUUUUUGGAUAUAAAUAUGCACUUUAUCGAACAAAACAUACAUGUAUUGUGUAACAUGAAGUCCUAUGAGGGUCAUCUGAUGAAGAUCAUCAAAGGUUAGUGAUUAAUUUUUAUCACUAUUUGUGCUUUUUGUGACUCCUCUCUUUGGCUGGAAAAAUGGCUGAGAUUUUCUGUGGCUUGGUAGUGACCUAACAAAUUGUUUGUGGAGCUUUCACUGUAAAGCAUUUUUGAAAUCAGACACUGUGGCUGGAUUAACGAGAAUUUUAUCUUUAAAAUGGUGCCUAAUACUUGUAUGUUUGAGAAAUUUAAUUUCUGAGAUUUCUGUUGAUUUGUAUUUGGCGCCCUGCAAUUUCAUUGGCUGUUGGCGAGGGGUUCCGCUAGCGGAAAGGGGUGCCGCUAGCGAAACCCCAGUCCUAGACAGGUUAAAUGCAAGUAAAACUAAAUGCAUGCUCUUCAACCGACCGCUGCCCGCACCUGCCCGCCCGUCCAGCAUCACUACUCUGGAUGGUUCUGACUUAGAAUAUGUAGACAACUACAAAUACCUAGGUGUCUGGUUAGACUGUAAACUCUCCUUCCAGACUCACAAUAAACAUCUACAAUCCCAAAUUAAAUCUAGAAUCGGCUUCCUAUUUCACAAAACAAAGCAUCCUUCACUCAUGCUGCCAAACAUACCCUCGUAAAACUGACCAUCCUACCAAUCCUGGACUUCGGCGAUGUCAUUUACAAAAUAGCCUC
Messenger RNA from Salvelinus fontinalis (brook trout), 6008 nucleotides. Its product is annotated as serine protease FAM111A-like. The coding region runs from base 723 to 1913 and encodes 396 amino acids. NCBI's taxonomy places the organism in Eukaryota, Metazoa, Chordata, Actinopteri, Salmoniformes, Salmonidae. The transcript is spliced from 2 exons. The record is from RefSeq and is a predicted model, not a curated record.